Prunus armeniaca (apricot) is the source of this 270-nucleotide messenger RNA. NCBI's taxonomy places the organism in Eukaryota, Viridiplantae, Streptophyta, Magnoliopsida, Rosales, Rosaceae. The record is from the annotation of a GenBank genome assembly.
AUGGUUGCUUCAUCAAGGGAGCUCAUCCAGCAAAAAGGCAUAGGAAAAGCAACAGAGGACUUAGUGUCAUCUGCUGAGCACAUACAUUGUGUUAGGCAUCUCCAUGCAAACUUCAAGACACCUGGUCAUGGUAAUUUGGCUUUGAAACAAAUAUUGUGGGCUGCAACUAAAGCCACUAUAGUUCCAUGGUGGGAAGUAGAGAUGGAAAAGAUAAGAGAUUUGUCUGGAAAAGCUUACAAAUGGCUGGAAGAUAGGCCUGCAAGCUAUUAG